AUGUCCCUCGGAAAAUCGAUUCGAGGCAACACACCCAGCAUGACGUUGACAACGAUCUCUGGACUCACCAAGCUCGCCAGUGAACCUCUGCUUACUGGCGGGCUCCUGUACCUCCUCACUCGCGGCCCACCGCACCUGCGCGCUCGCCUGCUUGCGCCAUUUCAAUCUACACUCCCCUUAUUCACAAACACGCCGAAAGGCGUCGCCAGAGUAGCGACCCUCAUAACGCUUCUCAAGAUCCUAACCACGGCCGGUGUGCUACGUCGCAUAAAUCAAGCACUCAACCGCCUGGCAUGGAACAACUGGUGCCUGGGCCGCAGUGGCGCAGAAUGGACGUUUGGCCCUGCGAAGCAAGAAGUCGUACUCAUUACAGGCGGGAGCAGUGGGUUUGGGUACGAGAUGGUUCGAUCGUUUUCGAAACAUGCCCGCGUUAUUGCCAUCGACGUAUCUUCCUUUCCAGCGGAGUUGGAUGCCCUGUCUGAUGUGCACUUUUACCAGUGCGACAUUACAGAUACGUCUGCACUUGAGGCGCUGUGCGGGCAGAUCAGGAGAGAACAUGGGACUGUCAGCGUGCUGAUCAACAACGCCGGUAUUGGAAUCGGCAAGACGUUGCUUGAGACUAGCAACGCGGAGAGCCAGAAGCUGUUGCAAGUCAAUCUCUUCUCGCACAUGGUACUGAUCCGCGAGUUUCUACCUGCCAUGCUUGCGCAGAAGAAGGGCCACAUCGUGAGCAUCGCAUCGAUGGCAUCGUUUGUCGCUGCCCCCGGCCUGAUAGACUACUGCAUCAGCAAGAUCGGUGCGCUCUACCUCACCGAAGGCAUCCGCGCAGAAUGCCUCGCCCAUUACUCCGGCGGCGAAGGCAUAUGCACGACUUCCAUCCACCCUUCGUGGCACCAGACCGGCAUUCUCAAGAACGGAGGUGAUCAGCUAAAAAAUCAAGGUAUUGUGCCUGAUCCGCCGAGCAGGGUGAGCGAUGUGGUGGUUGAGCAGGUGUUGAAGGGACGGAGUGGCCGGCUCUGUGUCCCCAAGAGCCAAGAGCGAUACAUGGGUGUCAGGAACUGGCCGCGCUGGGCGCAGGAUCUUGCGUUUGGACUGGCAUCCAAGAAGAAAGCGAACUCGGCAGAAAGCGCGACGACAGCACUGAAGGGUGUUGGUGCUGAUGUGUCGGCGUGGAAGCAAGAGCGGGAGUAG
Molecule: messenger RNA, 1191 nt
Organism: Ascochyta rabiei
Lineage: Eukaryota; Fungi; Ascomycota; Dothideomycetes; Pleosporales; Didymellaceae
Exons: 3
Coding region: 1-1191 (396 amino acids)
Molecular function (GO): oxidoreductase activity, acting on the CH-OH group of donors, NAD or NADP as acceptor
Source: RefSeq, a predicted model, not a curated record